GGGAGUUAACAACUUGGGGAGGAGAUAGGGAGAGGAGGUGGGUCUUAGGACCUUGUUGGGUCCCAGCUGCCUCCUCACUGCGCUCCCGGGCCCGGCCGUGUUCGCUCGGGAGCGACGUGCAGCCAGUUGGUCGCGGGAGGGGAUGGAGCGGGCGAGCCGCUGCUCCGUGCUGCUGCUGGGCAGCGUGUUGCUGACAGUGGCCCAGUAUGAGAAGUACAGCUGGCGCAGUUUCCCGGAGGCCGAGCUGGUGCCCCUGGACUCGGCUUAUCGCUACUCGCUGCAACAGUUCACGGCGGGCAACUGGCGGGAGAGUAUCCGCUACCUGGAGCUGAGCCUGCGGCUGCACCGGCUGCUGCGGGAGAGCCAGGCUCACUGCAGCACCGAGUGCCAGCUGAGCCCCGGCCAGCCGCAGCCCAGCUCCGGCUCCAGCUUCAGCGAGCUGCGGGCCUUCGCUCAGAUCCUGCACCGCGCCGUGUGUCUGAAGCGCUGCAAACGCUCGCUGCCCGUCUUCAGACUCGCCUACCCGGAGAGGGAGACCCUGCAGCAGAUGGAGAGUCGGAUCCCCUACAGGUACUUGGAGAGCGCCUACUUCCAGCUCCACAACCUGGAGAAAUCCAUCGCUGCCGCUCACACUUUCCUGCAGAAGAAUCCCAAGGACGCGGCCAUGCAGAAGAAGAUGAAUUAUUACAAAACCAUCCCCGACAUCGACUCUUACCUUGUGGACGUGGAAGCUCGGGAGCACGAGACAUUGUUUCUGAAGGCAGUGAAGGCUUAUAACAGCGGGAAUUUCCGCAGCAGUAUAAGCGACAUGGAGCACGCCCUUCCAGAGUAUUACAAAGUGCAUCAGGAGUGCAUCAAUGGCUGCGAGGAUUCAUGUGACGUCACCGACUUCAAGGACUUUUACCCAUCGGUAGCAGACCAUUAUGUGGAGACACUGAAGUGCAAAGUGAAAUGCGAGCAGAAUUUAACUCCCAACGUUGGCGGUUUCUUUGUGGAGAAGUUUGUUGCCACCAUGUACCAUUACCUACAGUUUGCGUACUACAAACUGAACGAUAUUAAGAACGCAGUGGUCCUGUGUGGCCACCUACAUGCCUCUUUGACCCACACGAUUGAAAUCAUGGCAGGCAAAACGUGGUGUACUACCGGUUCUACCGGGAGAAGUGGGGCCUGCAGGAGGAGGAUUUCCAACCUCGCGCCGACGCACAGCUCUAUCACAACCUGACCCGGCUACAGAUCGAGUUACUGGAAUUUGCGGACAACUACCUGCAGCCAGAUGAUGAGAUGGAGGUGUCGGAUGAGCCAGUUUCUGGAGGGCCGGAAGAAAUGUCGGAUGCGGAGUUCGAGGGGUUAGGGGAUUACGAGGAGACGAUCCUUGCAGACUGGUGGCAGGUGCCAAAGCAGAAAGGAGACCUGGAUGAUGCAUCUGAGUAGCCGUGGACUGGCCCAUGAGCCUGAAACCUCAGACACUGCUGUGUGGCUAGCAAGCUCAGUGUAGUGGCAAAAGAUCAAGUUGAGAGAGAAAUGUGCGUCUUUUAAUGUGCCUGUAAUAUUCCCAGGGAGGAUGAGGUGAGAGAGUGAACCUGGUGCCCUGGGGUUGGAAGAAAAUGUUCUGGAAUGUUGCUGAUUCAGUUGAGCCUCAAGCACUCUAGAUCCUUGCCGUCUGAUAACUGCACGCACCUCUCACCUUUGACGCCAGACGAAGAUGCAGUGCUGAGGGUCAUGUAUUCCAAGCUACACUUUUUGAGGCUGACAACUGAUUCACUUUCCCUGAUUUUUUUCUCUUUUCCAAACUCUAGUUCGUUUCCACCCAGUCCAUUCCACCUCACACCCAAUGCUCUGCCAAAGAAGAUGGAAAGAGCUCGGCACCUGAUCCCCGGCUCUGCCUCACUCAACAUCCUGAGGACGAGCUGGGGACCUGGGCUGUGUGGCUCAGCUGGGAUCGGUUCACUCACUGGAGUGUGCACUGGAGUGGGUGGAGGGUUGAAAUUGGGAGUCCGAGCCCAAUCCAAGGUGCACCAGGACUUCAAUGGAGGAGAUAAUGAAGCUGCUGAGGCUUGGGUUGGAUGGGAACAAUGACUGGUUCACACAAUCUCUGAAAGGUCAGGGAGCAUUCUAUAACUCAGGACUUAGGUAAUGAUUCAGCUAGUUAAAACCUCAAGUUGCAUUUUGAGAUUUUUGGUUUAUUUUGAGGAUAUAAAGGUCAAUCAAUAAAAGUGACCACCGAAUUGUUGGAUUUCCAU
Messenger RNA from Pristis pectinata (smalltooth sawfish), 2240 nucleotides. RefSeq names its product cartilage-associated protein-like. Gene Ontology annotation, molecular function: collagen binding; protein binding. Gene Ontology annotation, cellular component: endoplasmic reticulum. The coding region runs from base 143 to 1222 and encodes 359 amino acids. Lineage: Eukaryota; Metazoa; Chordata; Chondrichthyes; Rhinopristiformes; Pristidae. Gene Ontology annotation, biological process: collagen fibril organization; peptidyl-lysine hydroxylation. The transcript has 7 exons. The record is from RefSeq and is a predicted model, not a curated record.